Molecule: messenger RNA, 1598 nt
Organism: Phragmites australis (common reed)
Lineage: Eukaryota; Viridiplantae; Streptophyta; Magnoliopsida; Poales; Poaceae
Product: E3 ubiquitin-protein ligase At3g02290-like
Exons: 5
Coding region: 578-1240 (220 amino acids)
Molecular function (GO): ubiquitin-protein transferase activity
Source: RefSeq, a predicted model, not a curated record
CGGUACUCAACAGUCAACACGCGAACCCCACCAAAUACUUUUACCAUCCCCUGUUGUUCCCCAGAGAAGGAAGGACGGCGGAGUCAACGCGACGCAGCUUCGUCUUCUCUCCUUGGCGUCGGCGCCACUGCUGGCUGCUGCGGUGCGGCGCCGGUGCCUAGCGGGUCCACGGGCCUCUCCUGGAGCGACCCGAUAAGGCUCCCCUGUUCUGGUCUGGCUCCGGCCCUGCUUAUAAACAAGAUGAGACAGCAAGAAUCGCAAGGAACAGCGCCGAAUCCAUCCCCCAAUCUGGCCGGCCGGACACUCUGGGAUCUUUCCUUUCCUUAGCCGAUCGGUCAACGCAGAGGGAUAUCGUUCCGCGCGGCUCGAGAAGUUUCAGUAAAACCCGCCGCCCUUUUUCUUGCAGGCAUCGACAAGCAUUUGCUUCAUUUCUACCCCUCGUAGCAGUGAAGAAUUCGAGAAAUUGGAAGAGUUGGAUUGCACAUCAGUUUCGUGCCUUGGAGUUUUGGUAGCUGGUCAGACUCGGUGAUUCUAUAGUUCUGGUUCAAGGAACUUCUUUGUGAGGUUUCCUUGGAUUAUGGGAGCUUUAUGUUCAUGUCUGCAAGUUGAUUAUUCUGAUCACCAUGGGAACCACACGUCUUCGGCGUUUAGAAACUGCAUGUGCCUCAGAUGUUUCACUCAUCAGCUGAUCAACGUGUACACUGUUUUAUUCCGAGUCGGAGUGGUGCAUUCAGUUUCUCAGGCUAUAGAAGCCACUCCUGUUAAUUCAACUGAAAGUUCCUUUGAUACCUAUCGUUCGCCCCCGAGACCGCUGCCCUAUGAUGAUCCACGAUUUUCCCCUCCUGCUCGUGACUGGUUUGCGUUAAGGCGCGAGACCUCAAGCCAUUCCCCAGAGGAAUCAGAACCACUUAGAGCAAAUGAUGAUGAGGAAAUGGAAACACCAAGUACAGUAGACAAGUCAAGUAAAACAAACUAUGAUACAAAAAUGAAAAGAUGCAGCUCUGCUUAUGGAGAGAAACUGGCACCAAAAGAACCUGGAAAUUACUUAAACUACUUUUCCCCAUCUGCUGAAGAUGAAGAUGUAUGCCCAACAUGUCUUGAAGAUUAUACUUCCGAGAAUCCCAGGAUAGUAAUGCAGUGCUCACACCAUUUCCACCUUGGCUGUAUUUACGAGUGGAUGGAACGAAGUGAGGCAUGCCCUGUUUGUGGCAAGAAAAUGGAGUUUGACGAGACAACUUAAACCUCUGGCUGGACUCUAUAUCUUGGAUUAACAACCUCUCAUAUGGUAAUCUGAAAAUACAGGUGGUCUAGUCCAGCAAAUUCUCUGUACAUACACCCUAUAAAUAUUGAAUCGGUAGGGCGCUCCUCUUCGCCACACCGCUAUUCUCAAAAAAUGCUGGAACGGUGCACAUAAACAUUCUUUUUAGUUUCUUUCAAAUAGACAGCAGGGGGAAAGUUUUCCCCUUUGUCUGUCUGCUCCCUUACGUUGCUGAGACUCUUGGAGGCGCCUUGAUUAUCCGGUGAUAGUUUCACGGGAAAGCUGUAAAUUAAUGACUUGUGUUCAUAUAAUCAUAUGAAAUCCCGUGGUCCUGGGGUUA